This is a messenger RNA of Penaeus vannamei (Pacific white shrimp), 1263 nucleotides long. NCBI's taxonomy places the organism in Eukaryota, Metazoa, Arthropoda, Malacostraca, Decapoda, Penaeidae. The record is from RefSeq and is a predicted model, not a curated record.
AUGCCCGGAGCCGAUGACUGCUGGACAGAUCACCGGCUACUCAUCACAAAACUAAAACUAACCAUCAAAAGGAAGCCACGUAACAUCCAACAAAAUGAAGCCAGAAGAUAUGACACUGGCAAAUUAAAAGAUCCUGAUACAUCACGAGCUUUCCAAGCAGCAAUCCAGCAGAACCUACCAGCCAGAGAACUUUCAGUCGACGCUGAAUGGACUAACAUACGAGAUGCCAUCAAUGAAACUGCAAGAACCAUAAUCGGCUAUCAGAGCAAACAGCACCAGGAUUGGUUUGACGACAAUGACAAAGAUAUUGAGGCCCUCAUUAACACCAAACGGAAAGCCCGAAUUGCCCAUGACCAAGACCCUAAUUCCCAACCAAAAUGGCUAAAUAUGCACAAGCAAAGUCACAGUGUCAAGCCAGGCUUCGUGAAAUACAAAAUGAGUGGUGGCAACAAAUGGCUCAAGACCUACAAGGUUAUGCUGACACACACUGCUGCAGGGACACUUUUGGCAGCGGACAACACCAUCCUCACGGAAGACUAUGAGAUCCAGAACCGUUGGGUAGAACACUUCAAUACCCUCCUGAACAGGAACUCAUCAGCCCAACAAGACUUCCUCCGAAAUGUACCACAACACCCACCCCAACUAUGGAUGUCCCUACCACCAACAUUUCGAGAAUUUGAUGCAGCACUGAAACAAAUGCGCCAUGGGAAGGCCGCGGGACCGGACAACAUUCCUACUGAAUUCCUGACCCACGGAGGUUUAGUUCUGAAGACGCGCCUUCACUCCCUCAUACUAAAAGCAUGGGAAGAAAAACAGGCUCCCAAUGAUUGGAAAGACGCACUCCUUGUCACCAUCUUCAAAAAAGGAGAUAGAAGAGAAUGUGGGAAUUAUAGAGGGAUAUCCUUGCUAUCAAUUGCAGGGAAGAUCUUGGCAAGGAUCCUACUAAAUAGAUUACAAAUUGUAGCAGAAAUAAUCUUGCCAGAAUCCCAAUGUGGUUUCCGCCCGUCUAGAGGAACCAUAGACAUGAUUUUCUGUGCUCGCCAACUACAGGAAAAAUCAAAAGAACAGCAAAAACCCAUAUUCCUAAUUUCUACGACCUCGGCAUUCGACAGUGUACCAAGAACAGCCAUGUGGUCUGUCCUCAAUCGCUUCGGAGUCCCUGAGCCUUUUGUUGACAUGAUCAAAGCCCUACAUGAUGGGAUGACAGCUAAAGUAAUCCAUCAAAGUAACCUGUCAGCCCCUUCCCAAUCACAUGUGGACUAA